Messenger RNA from Suillus subaureus, 1115 nucleotides. RefSeq lists its product as uncharacterized. Lineage: Eukaryota; Fungi; Basidiomycota; Agaricomycetes; Boletales; Suillaceae. The transcript has 4 exons. The coding region runs from base 35 to 730 and encodes 231 amino acids. The record is from RefSeq and is a predicted model, not a curated record.
AUUGUGUUUCACAUGUGCACUGACGAGUCUCAACAUGUAUACUCCAAUAUCCUUCGCGCUUCUAACGUUAUCCCUGUUCUCCCAGUCGGUUACCUCUCAGACCAAUGAAUUCACUGAGUUACGUUUAAUGCACCGUGUAGUGCACCCCGACCUUCCUGUAACACCAUGGGCUGAGCUGGGAACUGUCUCCAUCCCAUCCUUCAAAUCCAUUUCACCCAUUGGCUCACAUGCCUCAUUGUCACUAGCAGAGUCAUUACGGGAUGACCUUGCAGAGUUCGCAGAAGCAGUGAAUCCUAACAUGCAAGGCGCAAUGUACCACGUCGCAAUCGAGCUUCCAGAAUUGGAGGGGUCAGUGUCAAGUAUCAAAGCGUGUCUACUCCCUUCCUCCACAUCCGCAAAUAUAGUUAUUCAUUUCUCCGCGACGGGAGAACCAUUUGCGAUCGACUAUUCCGUGUCGCCCGUACCUCAAGAUGGAAUAUGCUCUGCGACGAGUGCGGGGAGCUACCCAGCACAUAACGCGAGUGUUGUACUCAAGUCACCACGGAUGGCACCUCUACCUGAGCUACGGAUCCCACCUCCGCUCACGCCUGAAGGCGAGCCAGUAGCUCCUGUUCCUGAGAAAAGUUUCGUGCAGAAGUACUGGAUAUACAUGGUUGUUGUUCUCGGGGCACUGCUGAUCUCUGGGCCCGCCGAGGACUCUCCUAGCGGGGAUGGGAAAGGAGGAAAGUAGAUCCACAUAAAUUAUCAUACUAGGUAGAAUCACCUGGAGCACUUUCAAACAGAAUUUCGUGAGGAAGCCCUGCCACUAUAAGACGGCGCAUGUUUAAAGUGAGGAAUCCAAAGGAAUCAGUUCUAAUUAGUUGUGACGGUGCUCGAGAAUAUCGUUGAACCUACAUACAUCUUCGGGCAGCAUCGUGAAUCAUUUCUGAUGAGGCUCGAAGAUGAUAAGUAGGUCGAAGAAGUAGUGACCAUGACCUUCCAGGCUCUUUUCGAGAUAAUACAUAGGUACAAAGGCGUACCUAAUAUGGACAUGAUGGUCCGUGCGCGUGUUUGUGGUGUAUAUAAGCGCGGUGUCAACACUGCAACAACUCAUACUUACCUUGAUGGCAUAAGCU